GUUGACUAGAGAGGAAAGGAAAGGCGCAUGAGACUUUUCUCUCUUCAUCUCCUUCCAUUUCGUUUGCUUAUCUUGGGCGACGAAAUGGGAGGAUGUGCUAGUACGCCUCAGGUGUUGACGGAGGAAUUCAACGCCCCACUCCCGCUGCCACCACCGGCGGAGAAUGAUUGUAAGCACGAUGAGAUCACGAAGGACAUCAUGGUUGUCGAAGAAUGCAAUGUCGUCGCCCAUGGGGAGUCCCACAUCGGAGUCGUCGUCGCUUAUGAUAAUUUCAACGAAUCUAUUUCUAUCACCGACAUAUCCACCCAGGAUGAAGAGCACGAUUCAGAACAGGUGAAGGAUGAAAUAUUUGAAAUCAAGGAAGCUUCUGAACCAUCCAAAUCAAUGCCCCAACUAGAUGAUGGUGAAUUAGAAUAUCAUUCUCUUCGAGAGUCUCCUGAACCAGAAAUCCCACAUGAAGCUGCAUUUAUGGUAGAAACUUCAGAGCCAGACUCAUGUGUGGAGAAAACAAUAGAGGAAGUUAAGGAAGUGGGAGAAAUUAUCACAUGCGUGGAUGAGCAUAAACUUGCAGCUAAGAUGAGAAUAGCAAUAGAAGAUACUCCCUCACAUGAAAAUGAAACAUAUGAAGAUUUGGGCAUUUUCGGGGACAAAAUUGAAGAGAAACAAAUAAUAUCGGAAGAGAAAUCUAUGGAGAUGAAAACUGAAGAGCAAAAAGAAGAAAUAGCACCAGAUACAUGUAAGACAACGGAGGAAUCAAAAAAGUCGUCUGGUUCUAAAAAGCAAUACUGGCCCAUUGCCGCACUUCUUAGAAAUCCAUUGGGAAAUUUUGCUAAAACCAAAUAGAUGUAUAAAUCAGAGAAGAAGUCAAAGCCUCCCCAUUGUAUUCAUGAUCUUGGUAGGAUUGCAUACACUU
Messenger RNA from Cuscuta epithymum, 913 nucleotides. The record is from the annotation of a GenBank genome assembly. NCBI's taxonomy places the organism in Eukaryota, Viridiplantae, Streptophyta, Magnoliopsida, Solanales, Convolvulaceae.